CUCACCCUCAUCCUCGCCGCCACCCCGUCCCUCGGCAUCGGCCGCGCCGGCGCCCUCCCCUGGACGAGCCUGAAGGGCGACAUGGCCUUCUUCGCCCGAGUCACGAAACGCGUGCUCCCACCCGCAUCCACCUCCACCUCCACCUCCACCUCCACCUCCGCUGCCGCUUCUUCUUCGCCGAGAAGGACCCAAAACGCCGUCAUCAUGGGCCGCAAGACGUGGGACUCGAUCCCGCCGCGGUUCCGCCCGCUGGCGGGGCGCAUCAACGUGGUUGUGAGCCGGGCGGGGGUGGUGGCGGGGUUGGAGGAGGCGCGGGGGAAGGAGAGGGUGCUUGUGGUUGGGGGGUUGGGGGAGGCGGUGCGACAAUUACAAAGCGGCGCGAUCAAAGACGAUGACGGAGAUGGGGGAGAAGUGAGGGUGGGCCGGGUGUUCGUGAUCGGCGGCGCGAGUUUGUACAACCAGGCGUUGGCGAUGGAGGGGGCGCGGAGGGUGCUGUUGACGAAGGUGGGGCGGGAGUUUGAGUGCGAUGCGUUUUUUGGGGUGGAUUUGGAGGGCGAGGGGGCGAGGGGGAGGGGGUGGGUGAGGAGGAGUAGGGGGGAGUUGGAGGAGUGGGUGGGGGAGAGUGUGGGGGAGGGGAGGGAGGAGGGGGGUGUGCCGUUUGAGUUUUGUUUGUUUGAGAGG
Messenger RNA from Mytilinidion resinicola, 681 nucleotides. RefSeq lists its product as uncharacterized. The annotation marks the transcript as partial. The transcript has a single exon. The record is from RefSeq and is a predicted model, not a curated record. NCBI's taxonomy places the organism in Eukaryota, Fungi, Ascomycota, Dothideomycetes, Mytilinidiales, Mytilinidiaceae. Gene Ontology annotation, molecular function: dihydrofolate reductase activity; NADP binding. Gene Ontology annotation, cellular component: mitochondrion. Gene Ontology annotation, biological process: tetrahydrofolate biosynthetic process; glycine biosynthetic process; folic acid metabolic process.